Aspergillus japonicus CBS 114.51 is the source of this 2733-nucleotide messenger RNA. RefSeq names its product putative transcription factor. The transcript is spliced from 4 exons. Gene Ontology annotation, biological process: DNA-templated transcription; regulation of DNA-templated transcription. The record is from RefSeq and is a predicted model, not a curated record. The coding region runs from base 235 to 2505 and encodes 756 amino acids. NCBI's taxonomy places the organism in Eukaryota, Fungi, Ascomycota, Eurotiomycetes, Eurotiales, Aspergillaceae. Gene Ontology annotation, molecular function: DNA binding; DNA-binding transcription factor activity, RNA polymerase II-specific; zinc ion binding. Gene Ontology annotation, cellular component: nucleus.
CUCCGAUUAGGGCCGAUUACCCCCGCCGGCGUCGUAUAUACGGAUGUUGGCCUUAGGCCGAGAGCACUAGUACUAGUUUCCGGGCUUAAGGCAUUCAUUCAUUGCUGACUCCGUCCGUCUCAAAGAAUCCCCCUCCACACCACCAGCAUCACUCACUAUGAAUUACACAUCCUUCAUCCGUCCUGCCUUCAUCCUCCGUUGUUCCUCUCUCUCUCUUUUGAUCAAUCUAAGAAAAUGCCCUCAUCCAAUGUCUCCAUGUCGCAGGACCCGCUUCCCUCCUCAUCCUCCGGGAUCCCUCCCGCCAAGCCCCGCCGCAGGCGUGACAAGCCCCAAUUCUCCUGUGCCGCGUGCCGUCAACGAAAGUCCCGAUGCGAUCGGCAACAGCCCACAUGCUCCAGCUGUCUCUCGCGGGGUCAGACGUGCGUCUACCUAACGCCCAGGCCCGGAGCAUCGUCCUCGUCGGCCCCGUCCAGCGGGACCUCCGGAGUCCAUGAUCGGCUGGUGCACCUGGAGCGUCUCGUCAAGUCGCUGAUGGCCGACGGGAGGGUAUCUCACCCCCAAAAGCCCCCGCAGCCACUGGCCACGCCUGAUUCCAGCUCAAGUGGAGGUAUUCGACAGGAGUCGGCCAGUGGUCUCGAUACGCAGUCGGACUGCGGAAGCAUGCAGAUCACCGGCUCCGAGCUGCGGUAUGUGGCCGGCGAGCACUGGGCGGCCAUCCUGGACAGUAUCGCCGACCUGAAAGCCCACUGUGACCGCGAGGAGCAGAUCGCCCUGGCGGAGACGCCCACUCACCUCAGUGAAGAGGAACCACCCCACUUUCGCCAUGCCUUGUUGCUGUAUGGAUGUCACCGGCCCACGUCGCGGGCGGAGAUUAUCGCGGCUCUCCCGCCCAAGGCCGCCGUCGACCGCUACAUCUCGCGCUAUUUCAACUAUCUAGACCUAGUUGCAUCAGCUGCGGUACAUGGGCCCAGUUUUCUACGAGAGUAUGAGGCAUUCUGGGCCGACUCCAGUCGAGUGUCCAUCAUAUGGGUGGGUCUUCUGUUCAGCAUGGUGUGCCUGGCAGUGGUGGCGUCGGAUACGACCGACGGGCCCGAAGCGGAGCAGAAAUCCCUCCAGAUUGACCUCUACCGCGAGAAGAUCGUGCAAUGCCUGGUUCUAGGCGAGUAUACAAAGCCUGGACAAUACGUGCUGGAAACUGUGGUGCACUAUCUCUACAUCGAGUUCGGCAUCAAUCCGGACGCGGAUCGGAACAUCUGGUUUCUGUUAGGACUGGAAGUCAACCUGGCGAUGCGAAUGGGUUACCACCGCGACCCGAGCCACUUCCCGGGCAUCUCGCCGCUGCAGGGGGAGAUGCGACGACGACUCUGGGCCACCGUACUAACGAGCGAUAUUCUCCUCUCCAGCCAGAUGGGCAUGCCACGGAUGAUCUGUGAUUGGAAGUGCGACACGGCCGAGCCCCGCAAUCUCUACGACAUGGACCUGGACCAGGAGCUGACACAAUUACCGCCGGCACGGCCCGAGACCGAGCACACCACCGCGCUGGGAAUCAUCGCCCGGCGCCGUCUGAUCAUUGCACUGGGCGCGAUCGCCGAUCUCGCGGACGCCGUCAAACCGGUCAGCUACGCGGAGAUCAUGCAAGCAGACAAGGCACUGCACGACGCCGUGGCCAGCAUCCCCCCGCCGCUCCGCAUCAAGCCGCUGGCGACGAGCGUGACCGAUUCGCCGCAGGUGAUCAUGUCGCGGCUCUUCCUGGGCCACCUCCUCUACAAGGGCCAGAUCAUGCUGCAUCGACGCUUCUUGGAUAUGCAUGUUGCAGCCACGGCGUCGGCAACAGCGACUGGUGCUGGUGCUGGCGCUGGCGAGAACGUCAGCGGACAAGCCAGCGGAGAACCGCCCUUCGCGUACUCGCGCACCGCCUGUAUCGAUGCCUCGCUGGGGACGUUGCAUAUCCAGCACGUGCUCGACGAGGAGACCUGCCCGGGCGGCCAGCUCCACGAGAUGCGCUGGCGUAUUACAUCCAGCAUGAACCACCUUUUUCUGACGGCGACGAUGAUUCUCUGCUCGCUGCUGCACCAGGCGCAGCCGCUCGGCGAGCGGACGGAAGAAGUCCUGGCGGCCUUGCGGCGGGCCCGCACCAUCUGGAUGCGACGCAGUACCUCGUCCCGGGAGGCUAAGCGCGCGACAGAGAUCGUCAGUCUCACCCUGGCGCGCGCCGGGGACGGGAACCGGAGUGCGACGAACACGGAGGAGGAAAGCGAGCCGAUGGUGGUGACGCAGGGCGUGUCGACGGUCACCAGCAGCGACUUUACGACGGGGCUGGGGAUGACCACGUGGUCGCAUUCCAUGGAUCUGAAUGAAGCCGGCCGACGGAUGAUGCCGUCAAUGCUGGGCUCGUACCCUGCCCCGCAGUAUACAGGGAUGGAUUAUUCCUUCCCCAGGAUGGACGACUGGUUGCAGAUGCAAUGGCUCGGUCCGCAGGAGGCGGAUCCGUUCUUCCCUGGGUGACGUGAUCUCAGUUGGUAUUCUCGGGCACAUCUAUACAAUUUUGACCGCGUCGCCAGCGAUCAACUCAGCGCAUGCAUGUAAACAUCUAGGUAGUCUCCAACCGUAUGCGAACGGGCUCAGCGCGUGCUGACUGCCUCUGCCUGGGUUAGGACGGAUCCAUAGGCAACUGACACCUCUACGCGGAAAGGUCGACCUAAAACCAGCGACGUACGUAGUCCAAAACCCGGC